Molecule: messenger RNA, 1749 nt
Organism: Zea mays
Lineage: Eukaryota; Viridiplantae; Streptophyta; Magnoliopsida; Poales; Poaceae
Product: protein IRREGULAR XYLEM 15
Exons: 2
Coding region: 563-1528 (321 amino acids)
Biological process (GO): xylan biosynthetic process
Source: RefSeq, a predicted model, not a curated record
CAUAGGGAAAUUUGGAUCCAUACCAUUAAAAGAUUACCACUUUGGAUCCAUACCAUUAUUAUCUCACUUACAUGUGGGUCCACAUGAGUCAAUGACAUGUGAGGUCCAUGGUAUAUAUCUAAAGUUUGGAUCUUUUAAUGGUAUAGAUCCAAUUGUUCCUUUUUCAUAAGCUGCAGGAGCCUUGCCUAAUCCUCCGUGCCAUGCCGAUGGGCAGGGCAGGGCAAGAGGAGGUCACGAAAACGAAGGGUGCCACCCACCGCAAAUCCCGGCGGGAUUGAACUGAGCUCCUUUCCUCCGUGCCCUUGAAUGCAACCACCUCCCGAAUCCCAUCUUCUUCAUCUCGCUGCGGCCUCCCUCCUCCUCCACUGGAGCCGACACUUGAUCCAUUCCCCAUCCCCAUCCCACGCGGCCACCACCACCUUCUCCUCCUCCCCCUCUCCAUAUCUCUCUCUCUCCGGGCAAGGAGGAAGAGGAGCAGUAGAUCAGUCGUAGCAAUAAAUCCGUCACGCCCAGCUCGCCUGCUCCGCCUCGCCAUUGCCUUGCUCCAACCAAGCAGGAGUAGAUGAAGGGGCUGAGCGGGGCGAAGCUGCUGGUCGUGCACCCGUCGUCCAACAAGUCGCCCGGCGGCGCGGGGUCGCCCGGGGCGGUUCUGGGCGCGCGGCGCCGGGUGUGCGCCGCCGUGUUCCUGGCCUGCUUCGCGUGCGUCUCCCUGGCCACCACGCUGCUGUCGGCCGCGCGGGACCCCGCUGGCGCGGGGGCGAGGUCGGCGGCGUUCGCGGUGCCGGUCGCCGCGGCAGCGAGGGAGGGCCAGGGCCUGCCGGGGCACGUGUUCGACGCGCUGGUGCAGUACGCGUCGGCGGGCGGGAACUCGACGGCGAGCAUGCCGGGCGCCGACGUGCGCGCCAUCGCCGCCGUGCUCAGGCGCCGCGCGCCGUGCAGCCUGCUCGUGUUCGGGCUCGGCGCGGAGACGCCGCUGUGGCGCGCUCUCAACCACGGCGGCCGCACCGUGUUCCUCGACGAGAACCAGUACUACGUGUCCCACCUGGAGGGCCGCCACCCGGGGCUGGAGGCCUACGACGUCGCCUACACCACCACCGUCCGCGAGUUCCCGGACCUGCUUGACUCCGCCCGCGCCGCGCGGGGCGCCGAGUGCCGGCCCGUCCAGAACCUCCUCUUCUCCGACUGCCGCCUCGCCAUCAACGACCUCCCCAACCAGCUCUACGACGUCUCCUGGGACGUCAUCCUCGUCGACGGCCCGCGCGGGUACACGGCUUCGUCGCCGGGCAGGAUGUCGGCGAUAUUCACGGCGGGGGUGCUGGCGCGGACGCGGGCCGGGGAGGGCGUGAAGACGGACGUCCUGGUGCACGACUACGAGCGGGAGGUGGAGCGGGCGUGCUCCAGGGAGUUCCUGUGCGAGGAGAACCGCGUCGUCGAGACCAGCACGCGGUCGCUCGCCCACUUUGUCGUGCGCGGCGGUAGUUCUGCCCGCCGGGACGCCUUCUGCUCCGGCACGGCGGCGGCCCACUAGCUUCACUCUUCCCCGUCACUCACCUCACCUCACCUCACCUGUUCUUCUACUUUUUUUUUUCUUAAAAAAAACCUCUCUCGAUCUCGAUCACGGUUAAUGAUGAUGAUGCUUGUCAUGUGAAUGCGGAAAAAAGAUGAAAAAGUGAGCGGUGAAGCCUGUAAAAAUUGGGUGUGACGAAAAGAAAGAAGCAGAGGAAUGUGUCUCUGUCCUUGACGACUCCA